AGGGAACUCUGAAAAUACGCGCAAACGUCCCUCUUAGAGAUUCAGUUGCAUGUCGUUGCGAUAGGAUCAUGGUUCUUAAACAGUGUCUACUUUCAACAAUAGUCAUAACAAUUUUCUUCGUGUCAAAACGUUUUAAUGGACAUAUGUAAACAACUAGAAAGCCUAUCGUACAAAUUGUUUUCCUAAUGUCACUUAAAAGGCCAUUCAAAAAACUGAUAAUGACCAUUAUAAUGAUUAACGAAUCAAUUAGUGUAACGCCGGUUUUUACCUGGAAUCCCGAUAUUCAUCGUUACGAGAGCUAUGAUCUUGAAAAAGGCCCGGUAUUCUAUGAAGCUUAUUACCCAGACACCAAUGAGGAACCACACAGCAGCUAUCAAGAGAAACGUUACUUUGAUCGAGGAGCAGUCCUAGAAAAGAGUUAUCAAAUACCUUCUGAACGUCUCACAUACCCAGAAAACAAUAUUCAAUUGGACAAUUAUCAAAACAGUGCAACAAAUGCUAUCCUUCAAAAUGAUGAUCGUUUCUCUCUUGAAUCGAAUACACGAUCUUUGGAUAUACAGGAAAUUUCGAAAAUAGCUAGAAGAGCAAUUUCCCGUGAUUUGGAAAAUUGGAACACGCUUGAGAAUUUUUUAGAUCGCGUCAAAGAUCAGGAUUCUUUUUUUCAUCGUCGAAUCAUUGUUCCUGAACCGGGAUACAGAAUUGAACAACAAAUUCGUCGAAUCGAUCCUUUAUCGAAUUCUUUGAAACAACAACGAGGUCUAAGAAGAGAUCUGUAUGAGGAAAUUCAAGAAGAACCUUUAGCUUUGCCCAGUCGUAUUCAAUUGGAUGAAAGAGAUUCGAUUAGAAGAUUAACAACGCGUGAUCUUGCGAACAGAGAUACUUUAAAACCGAUCAGUUCGAUUCAAUAUAACGAUAAUAAAGCAUCACGAGAACAAGAAGUGAUACAAGCAAUAAGAACGAGUCAAUUAAAUACACCGUUGUUAAAAGAUGCGAAUCCAUCAGAUUCAAAAUCAAUUAUAGAUUCUUAUCCAAAAGAAAAUAUUUUUGCACCGCGACCUCAGGUUAUCAAUUAUAUUUUUUCGAGAAAACCAGAACUUAUUACGCAAAAUAAAGCUCAAAAUUUAUCUCAAACAAAGAAUAUUAGUGAAUUUAUACCUAGAAAUUAUGGAGAUAAUUUGAUUCAAAAUGAGGUGAAGAAAACAGCGGAGAAUAAGGAUGUUAAAGUGACAUCCAUCGAAAUUAGCGAAGUACCUAAACAUAAGACUCGUCAUCAUCAUGGGGAAUGGCCAAAACGCGAUUAUUCUCGUCAUCAUCAAUCUUAAAAAAAUAAUUCUUAUUUCAAAAAAAAAUAUAAUUAUGUUUAAUCAUCUAUUUCAAAUUAAUAAUAUAAAAGAAACAUUUUAAUAAUAUAAAAGAAAUAUUUUCAAUAUCGUUUAAUU
Messenger RNA from Apis laboriosa (Himalayan honeybee), 1439 nucleotides. RefSeq lists its product as uncharacterized. The coding region runs from base 186 to 1322 and encodes 378 amino acids. The transcript is spliced from 4 exons. NCBI's taxonomy places the organism in Eukaryota, Metazoa, Arthropoda, Insecta, Hymenoptera, Apidae. The record is from RefSeq and is a predicted model, not a curated record.